This is a messenger RNA of Scatophagus argus, 2986 nucleotides long. RefSeq names its product trehalase (brush-border membrane glycoprotein) (gene treh). Lineage: Eukaryota; Metazoa; Chordata; Actinopteri; Scatophagidae. Gene Ontology annotation, biological process: trehalose catabolic process. Gene Ontology annotation, molecular function: alpha,alpha-trehalase activity. The transcript has 15 exons. The record is from RefSeq and is a predicted model, not a curated record. The coding region runs from base 63 to 1796 and encodes 577 amino acids.
GAGGUUCUCAGACCGCAGGCUUACUCGCACUCUGCUGUCACUUGUGUUUAUUACAGCUCAAGAUGCAUAGCUUGAUGGUGUUUUGCUUUUCAUCCGUGGCUCUUUUUGCCUGCGUCAAGACUGCCCUUCCACCCCCGUGUGACAGUGAAAUUUACUGCACUGGGCCCAUCCUGCAUCAGGUACAGACUGCCAAGCUGUUUGAUGAUGACAAGUACUUUGUUGACAUGAAGCUGAAGGAAGCUCCUGAUGUUGUUUUGUCGGCUUUUCGGAAUCUUUCACACGGGUUUCCAAACAUGACCAUCCCGCCUGGCGCGCUGCGGGAGUUCCUCAGCACAUACUUUGAUAAACCAGGGACGGAGUUUGAGGCGUGGACACCACCAGACUGGCAUGACAAGCCAAAGUUUGUGGGAGGAAUAGCAGAUCAAGAACUACGUAACUGGGCUGAAAUAAUACAUAAUCUGUGGAAGUCUCUCGGCAGAAAGAUCCGAGCCGGUGUUAAAGAUCACCCAGAGCUCUACUCCUAUAUAUCCACCCCAUAUCCUGUUGUCGUGCCUGGAGGGCGCUUCAGGGAGCUCUACUAUUGGGACUCCUACUGGGUCAUCAACGGGCUCCUGCUGUCAGAGAUGACAGACACGGCCUAUGGGAUGAUUCAGAACUUCCUCUACCUUGUCAACAGAUAUGGCUUCGUUCCAAAUGGUGGGCGGAUUUACUAUGAAAGGCGCAGUCAGCCUCCCUUCCUCCCCCUGAUGGUGGAGAGCUACUAUCAAGCAACCAAGGAUAAAGAGUUCCUCAGAGCAGCCUUGCCGACUCUGGAGCACGAGUACCGAUUUUGGAUGCAGAACCGUUCUGUGAAAGUAGAUGGGACAGAGCAUGUGCUGAACAGGUAUCAUGUGCAGGUGGACCUGCCCAGGCCCGAGUCCUACACCGAUGAUCUGGAAUUAGCCGAAGGACUCAGUGAUGUGCAUAAGGAGCAGCUGUGGACUGAUCUGAAAGCAGGAGCGGAGUCUGGUUGGGACUUUACAUCCCGCUGGUACAUAGAAGGUGACGGCCACAACAGCGACACCCUCAGCGCGACCCGCACCAGUCAGAUCCUGCCGGCCGACCUCAACGCUCUGCUGUGCCUCAACGAGAAGACUCUUGCUUCAUUUCACAGGCUACUGGGUGAUGGUGACUCAGCUGCACUGUAUGACCAGGCGGCAGCCCGCCGACUGGAGGCCAUAGAGUCUGUGCUGUGGGACGCUGAGAGGGGCGCCUGGUUUGACUACAACCUGAUGACGCACUCCAAACGCUUUGAGUUUUACCCCUCCAACCUUGCACCUGUUUGGGCGCAGUGCUUUUCUCGCCCUGAGAUGGGAGAGGCGGCAGUACGGUAUCUAAAGGAGAGUGGGGCUCUGCAGUUCCCCAACGGAGUUCCAACGUCACUGAGGGACUCUGGGCAGCAGUGGGACUAUCCUAACGCCUGGCCUCCUUUGCAGCACAUGCUCAUCGAUGGUUUAUCCAAACUUCCUUCAGAGGACGCUAAAAAACUGGCUUUUGAUUUGGCCCAGCGUUGGAUCAAGAGCAACUGGGUGGCAUACACAAAAUAUGAAGCCAUGUUUGAAAAGUAUGAUGUGAACGGAGAUGGCAAACCUGGUGGUGGAGGAGAAUAUGAAGUUCAGCUGGGCUUUGGUUGGACCAACGGCGUGGCUCUGCAGCUCCUGGACCAGUAUGGAGCGACUCUCACUUCAGAAAGCAGACAUCUGUCUCCUGGCUUCCUCCUGCCUCUGGUCAUCUCCGCCGCUCUCAUGCUUCAGUAAAUCAGAGGUGACAAAAGAGCCUGACUGGAGGUUGCGUUUUAUUAUUCCUGGUUUCACUUCGGUCCACUGACAGACUUCAGACAAACACAAGAUGACAUUAAAUUGAGACUAAAUUGUGCAUACUGAUAUUUUUCAGACCCCUAUAUGAUCAUCGUUCAUUUGCAGGCUGUGAUUUAUCAUAAUGCAGAAUUUCUUGUAUGAAUAUUUUAGUAUUUAUCCUCAGAGGUAAGUGAUCUCUGUUGAUUUGAGAAGCUUCUGAUCAUGUAGGGCUCUCUAGUGCUGCUCACAACAUUAAAUCGUCCCAGAUAUUAACUGAUAUUAGACAGUUAUCCACCUAACUGAAGUACAGAGAUGGUUGCUGAACUGUAGCUUAACUCCCUCUGACGCCUUCUGUUUGCAGGCUGAUUUUGGGAUGUAAACCAGCUCACGUGAGAAAUAAAAUGAGAAGUGAAUGCAUUCAACAAUAAUUACAUUUUCCCAGUUUACCUAAAAUGUAACGUUUAGGUCGUACACCUUCAUAAAUGCUGUAUUGUCGGUUCAUUACUUUCUUUGGCAUGAUUUUGCCUUCCUACACACGAGUGCACGUUAUGCUUUUUCAGCACAACAUCACAUGUUAUUAAAGUGAUCUUUGCAAUAAAAGCCUCCCAGUACCCCACCAAUCAAAAGCUUGUAGUGUUAAACUGCAGCAGUUUGGUUUGUGCUGGCGGUAACUUAAUGCAGCUCUGACACCAUUCAAAGGCAGUGAACAAUAAACUGCAAGGCCAACAUGAGAUGGAAUCAUGCUGGAUUACGUGCUCGCAUUUUUAUGCAUUCGUUUUCCUGUGAAUCCCCGGUACGUGUGAAAGUAAUCUGAAUCCAGCUGGGGAUUGGCGGACUCCGCCACUGAAUGUGUAUGUAUGUAUGUAUGUGUAAAUUAAAUGAAAAAUGGGGUCUUAUUUUAUGAUUUGAGCUUUAAGAAUGACAAAGAUAGUAGCCAGCUGCUUUUUUUCCAUCUAAGGUCCGCAGUAGUGAUGUAAUAAAACCCCUUUGGCAUUAAGAGUCCACUUUGACCUUAUGGGUUAUUGCAUUUUGAUGACUGAUGAUCUCAUUUUACAGUUUGAACUCGGGGAGUAAAAAGUUAAAGGGCUUGAAAGCUCCAUGAAUACAUUGCAAACAUUUGAUCAUAACAGCAUUAAAGAAACAAAAACAAC